This is a messenger RNA of Acyrthosiphon pisum (pea aphid), 1494 nucleotides long. RefSeq lists its product as uncharacterized. The record is from RefSeq and is a predicted model, not a curated record. Lineage: Eukaryota; Metazoa; Arthropoda; Insecta; Hemiptera; Aphididae. The coding region runs from base 1 to 1494 and encodes 497 amino acids. The transcript has 5 exons.
AUGAGUUCUGUAUUGCCUGAAUCUAUACAAGGUACUGAACAUUUUGUUGCUUUAAAUAGUGUAGAAAAUUUCUUGGCUUCAUUAUACGCAAACCCCCAAGUUCCACGAAAUGUUGUGCAAACAGUUGUCAAAGAUAUGAAAAACAUAUUUAAUGGUAUACAUCAGACUUUAAAAAAUAGUACUAUCAAAUUACUUUCAGAAGGAAAUAUUUCUAAUGAGUCAUUUAAUCAUUUUAACAAUAUUCUGGAAGUACUUGAGGAACCUUUUACUGACCUUGGCACAGAGUAUAAAAGAAUCAAAUAUUUUACAGACCUCGGAACAUAUAUUGCUCCUUGUGAAUAUGUUAUUGAUACAUUAGAAUAUGUUGAUAAAUUAAAAGUUCAUAGCUCAAUUUUAAUAAACUUUGUGCAAUUCUCAGUAUGGAAAAAAAAAGAAAAAAAUCAUGGUACUCAAAUCGUAUUUCCUAUAUUCUUAUUUUUUGAUGAUUACGAAGUUGGUAAUGCAUUAGGAAGUCAUUCGGGCAUUCAUAAGCUUGGAGCAGGAGUUCACAGUAUAACUGGAUUUGUAGAAAGCUUCUCUUCAAAUUAUCCAUGCCGAAUUUGUAAAAUGAGGAAAGAAGAUAUACAAAACCAGUCUUCUGUUGAUAAUAAUUUAAUAAGGACUGUAGAACAAUAUAAUUUAGAUGUAAAUGAAGGAGAUGUUUCAAGUAGUGGUAUUAAAGAAGCUUGUAUUUGGCAUAAGGUUUUGGGAUUUAAUGUGUUAGAACAGGUAGGAAUGGAUAUUAUGCAUGAUAUAUUAGAAGGGGUUGGUAAAUAUGAUUUGGCUUUCUUAAUUUCUUAUUAUAUUGAAGAUUUGAAGAUUUUUACUUUGCAAGUACUAAAUGAAAGAAUUGUGUGUUUUGAUUAUGGGCCUGACAAAGGUAGUAAACCUUGUGUAUUACAUAUAGAACAUUUAAGAAAAAAAAAUAUAAGACUUUCUGCAUCAGAAAUGAUGUCUUUAAUUCGCUAUUUUGGUCUCUUGAUUGGCUAUUUAGUACCUCUCAAUGAUCCCAUAUGGUGUCUGUAUAUUUUGCUGAGGCAAAUUCUAGAUAUUGUAACUUCUACGUCGUUACAAGUUGGUCCUCUUGUUAAUUUAUGGUGUAUGAGGUUCGAAGCAAAACACAGACUAUCAAAAAUAUCCGCCAAUACCAGUAGCAAUAGACGUAAUAUUUGUAAGACUUUAGCCAUCAAGCAUCAAUUACAACUCAACAAUUUGUUUCUUAAAGGAACUUUGGGUGAUGAUAUUGAAUCUGGUCCUUCUAAGAAGAUAAUUAGUAAUACUGAUAUAAAAAAAAUAAAAGAAUUUAUGGAAAUAGAUUCAUUUGAGUCCCUAAAACAGUGUACCUGGAUUUGUAUUAAAGGUAUCAAGUAUCAGUCCAAAAUGGUUCUUACACUUGACAUUGAUGAAAAUAAUUUACCCAAGUUUGUGUUAUGCCCAAUGGGUGUACAUAUGUGA